AUGGACAUCGACAUCGCAGCCUUAUCUGAGCGCUGCAAGGCGCUGAAGGCCGAAGCUAUCUCGCUCCGCGCAGCGGGCGACAAGCAUGGCGCUCUCGCCAAAGUCCGAGAGAUGAAGGCGCUCCAUGCACAACUCGCAGAGGCGGAGGCGGCGAAGGCGGCGGCGACCGAGGCGGCAAAGGCGGCCGAGGCCGAGGCGGCGCGGGCGGCCGAAGAGGCGGCGCGCGCGGCGGAGGAGGAGUCGGCGCGGGUGGCGGCAGAGCAGGCGGCGGCCUCAGAGAAAUCCCGCCUCGAGGAGCAGGCUGCUGCGGAGGCGGCUGCAGCGGAGGCGGCGGCUGCUGAGGCGGCUGCAGCGGAGGCGGCGGCUGCUGAGGCGGCUGCAGCGGAGGCGGCGGCUGCUGAGGCGGCUGCAGCGGAGGCGGCGGCUGCUGAGGCGGCUGCAGCGGAGGCGGCGGCUGCUGAGGCGGCUGCAGCGGAGGCGGCGGCUGCUGAGGCAGCUGCAGCGGAGGCGGAGCGAGUACGCCUGGAGGAGGCCGUCCGAGCCGAGGCCGAGAAGGCGGCGCAGGAGGAGGAGGCGAGAGUGGCUGCUGAGGAGGCGGCGAAGGAGGCGGAGAGGGCGGCGGCGGCAGAGGCUGCUGCUGAGGCAGAGGCAGAGGCUGCUGCAGAGGCAGAGGCGGAGGCUGCCGCGGAGGCGGAGCGAGUACGCCUGGAGGACGAGGCGCGCGAGAAAGCCGAAGCCGAGGCGGCCGCUGCGGCGGAGGCGGAGCGGGUGAGGCAGAAGGAGGAGGAUGCCCGUCUCAGGGCGGAAGAGGAGGAGGCGGCGGAGGCGGAGGCGGAGGCGGAGGCGGAGGCGGCAGAGGCUGCAGCGGUGGCGGAGGAGGAGCGGGACAGUCUCGACUCGCUCGACCACCUCUUCGCUCGACCACCUGACGCUGAGGCUGCUGCGGCGGCGGCGGUUGCGGAAGAGCGCCUGUCCAACGGCUGCAGAGAUGGCCCCGCGCUCCAGGGUGUGGCGGAGGAGGAGCAGGAGCAGCAGGAGCAACAGGAGGCAGAGGAGGAGCAACAGCAGGAGCAGAAGCAAGAGGACGAGGACGAGGACGAGGACGAGGGCGAGGGCGAGGACGAGGCGGUGGCAGCGGCCAUGGCGGCCGAGGCGACGGCGGCGGCGUGGAGGGCGGCGGCGGGCGAGAGGCGCGGCGGUUUUGAGGUUGCCGCGGCGGCCGAGGUGGCAUCUCUCAAGGCGCAGCUGUGCGAGGCAGAAACAGAGCUGGGCCGGUCGCGCGAGGCAGAGGCGGAGGCGCGUGCGCGCGUGGCCGAGGUCGAAGUCGAGCUCUCCGCGGCGGGAGAGCGCGGUGGCGCGGCGGCGGCGGCGCACGCGGCGGAACUGGAAGCGGCGCAGCUCGAGCUUGACUCGAGCUUGCUCGCCGAGCUGCGGGCGGAGGUUGAGGCGCGCGCGGCCGAGUGCCGGAGGCUGGAGGCGGCGCACUUGGCGUCACGGGAGACGGAGGCGCAGAUGGCGCAGGCGCUCCUGCAACGCGAAAGGGAGGCGGCGGAGGCGGUGGAGGCGGCGGCGGAGGCGGAGGCGGCGGCGGCGGCGGAGGCGGCAGCGGCGGCGGCGGAGCGGGCGGCGGCCGCGGCGGAGGCGGAGGCGCAGCGGGCGAGGGUGGCGGAGGUGGAGGCGGAGGCGGCUCGGGCUGCGAAGGAGCGAGGAGACUCGGCGGAGGCGGCGCGCUUGGAGAAGGAGGCGGAGCUGGCGCGGGCCAUUGCGGGCAAGGAGCAGGCCGAGGCCGAGGCGGCGGCGGAGAUGGUCGACCUCAAGUCAAGGCUGGCUGCAAACUUGGCGCUGCUCUCUGAGGCGGCGGUCGACCGGACGGCGGCGGCGGAGGCGGAGGCUGCGGCGGCGAAGGAGCAUUCCCAUGGGCUAGGGGGCAGUAGAUGCGCCACGCUCGAGGCGCGGCUCGCCGAGGCGAACGAACGCUUGGUGGUGGCGGAGGCGGCGGCGGCGGACGAGGCGGCGGCGCGGGCGGCGGCGGAGGGCGCGACGGCGGCGGCGGCCGAGGCGGCGGCGGCGGCGGCGGCGGCGCGGGUGGCGGCGGACGCACAGUUGGCCGGUGUGCGGGAGGCGGCGGAGGAGGAGAGGCGCGCCGCUGUCUCCGCCGCCGACGGCUUGCGUGCGCAGCUCGAGGCUGCCAGUGCGGCAGCCGCGGCCGGUGCCGCGGGGCUGCAGGGGGCGGAGCAGGCGGCAUCGAGGGCGACCGCGGAGGCGGCGGCGGAGAAGGAGCGACGGGCAGUGGCCGACGAGACGGCGCACGCCCUCAAGGAGGAGCGCGAUAAGCUUCGCGACGAGCUGAGCUUGCUGCACGAGCGUGCGGCCAAGCUGCCGCAGCGCUUCGCCGCCGGCCUGCUCCUCGGCAAGCCGAUGCCCGAGGAGGACCCCGCCGACCUUGGCCCGCUAGAGCAGGCGAGAUAUGCGGACUCCUUUCACACACUCCCGUGCCUCCCUUCUACCCGGACACUCCCUGCAGACACAAGAAGACGCUCCGGAGGACACCAGAUUGCGGAUGCCCACCUCAUUGCGGACGCCCACCUCGGCAACAUCGCCGGCCUCGCAUCGAUGGCCGUCGCCAAGCUCAGCCCCUUCGGCUGGUUCGGCGGAGGCGCCGAGGGCGGAGGUGCGGAGGAGGCGGCGGCGGCGGCGGUGCCGGUGGCGGAGACGGUGGCGGAGGCAGUACCGGAGGCGGAGGCGGAGGCGGUGCCGGUGGCGGAGGCGGAGGCGGAGGCGGAGGCGGAGGCUGAGGGGCGCGAAGUGGAGGGCUCGGGGGUCAGGCCUGCGGCGGGGUCGCCAGUUCCCGCGGCGGCGGCGACGCAGCAAGGGGCGAGCGAGGAGGAGAUGGCUCGGGCGCGUGUGCUGCACACGAAGAUGCCCUUCGAGCCGCCCGAAGAGGCUAGGAAGCGGCUCAAGGAGAAGGCGAGGAAGGGGCGGCGCGCUGCAGAGGCGGCGGGCGAGCCGGAGGUGGCGCCAUCGCCGGCGCCGCCGCUGGUGUUCAAGACGCUCAGGGAGAAGAAGUCGGCUCAGGCGUCGGCGGAGGGCUGGGCGGCGGAGGUGGCGAGGGCCGAGGAGCUCUACGAGGAGCUGCGCGAGCGCGCGCCCCAGCACUGCCGCCGUGGCGGCAAGUGGGCGCGCGAGAAGUUCGUGAUGGCGGUGCAGGGAGAGUUCCCACGCGCGCGAGGGGCAGGCGUUCCCAAGGGGACGGUCCUGUGCCUCGGCAGGGUGCUCGACGCGCACGAUGAGCAGGAUGACGCGGAGGGUGGGCACCGGGACUGGGAGGAGGACCCGCUCGGGUUCGACACCAACCCGAUGCUGCUCCGCGCCAUGUGCAUCAGUGCAUGGCGUUCGAGUGUGAACGCAGUGCAGGCAGCCCGUGCCUUUUGGUGUACCGCGUUUGUACCGCGUCCUGUGCCCCCGAGUUCAUUUUGA
Emiliania huxleyi CCMP1516 is the source of this 3477-nucleotide messenger RNA. RefSeq lists its product as hypothetical. Bases 1 to 3477 code for a protein of 1158 amino acids. The record is from RefSeq and is a predicted model, not a curated record. NCBI's taxonomy places the organism in Eukaryota, Haptophyta, Isochrysidales, Noelaerhabdaceae. The transcript has 8 exons.